AUGUCAUAUUCAGUUCUUGUAAAUGGUAAGCCUGGACAGAAAAUUUUCCCAAUAAGGGGUUUAAGACAAGAUGACCCCCUGUCACCUUAUUUGUUCAUUCUAUGUGCGAAGGGGUUAAGUUCAAUGCUUAACAAUUCAGAUCGUGAGGGAGAUACAAGAGGGGUGGCAGUGGUGAGAGGAGGCAUAAGGGUAAACCACAUUUUAUUCGCAGAUGACUGUAUGUUGUUUGGAAGGGCCAGGCUGGAUGAAUGGUUGAAGAUUCAAAGAAUACUUAGUAGAUACGAAAAAGCUUCUGGUCAGUUCUUAAACAGGGACAAGACAUCAAUUUUCUUCAGCUCCAACACCAAAACCGAAGAUAAAAGGGAUGUCUUAGCUGCAAGGGGAGCUACAGUGAGGGGUAAUUUUGAAAGGUAUCUUGGUCUCCCUACAAUGAUAGGUAGGUCAAAGUACAAUACUUUUAAAUGUAUCAAGGAGAGUGUGGCAAAGAAUCAACAAUUGGAAGAAUGGGUAUUUGUCGAGUGCAGGAAAGGAAAUAUUAAUAAAGGCAGUGCUGCAGGCAAUUCCAACUUACACUAUGAGCAUCUUCAAGUUACCAAAGAGACUAUGUCAGGAGCUGAACAUAAUGUUUGCAAAGUUUUGGUGGGGAAAUAA
Molecule: messenger RNA, 651 nt
Organism: Carya illinoinensis
Lineage: Eukaryota; Viridiplantae; Streptophyta; Magnoliopsida; Fagales; Juglandaceae
Exons: 1
Coding region: 1-651 (216 amino acids)
Source: RefSeq, a predicted model, not a curated record